AGGCGGCUUGUUGAUUUUCUUUUUCCCUUCUUUUUUCUUUUUGUUUUUACUUGACUUGAGACUUUACUUUCUACUGUAAUAUUAUCCGGUGCGGAUGCCGGUGGUGGCCAAACUUUUUUUUUUCAACUUCGAUUCUGAUCUCUCUUUGUUCUUUUACUUUUACCUUACUUUGGUGAUAGUGGUGCCGGUAGUGGGUGGUGGUGCUGGUAGUACGGUGGUCGUGGUGCUGGUGGUGACGGUGGUGGUGAAGGGGAUUAUUACGGGGGAACAGAUCAAUUCGAUGGUUCUGGUUUUUUUUCCGUGCGUGAUAAUUGUGCCUGGUGCUUGCGCUGUGAGGACGGACGGUGAAGUUUCCUUUGUAUGUUUGUAUUGUAUUUUACUCAUGGUAUGGCUCGGUGAGAACUUGGGUACAAACUACAGACUGCGGAUAGAUGGGUGUUUCGUUGCGUUGCGUGUUGUUUAUUUUGUUGUUUAUUUUGUUGUUUAUUUUGUAUGUAAGGAUGUAGAUACAGUGCCUAAGGGAGUAGUAAGUAGAGUUGUGGGUAAAUAGUGCAGUGUGGGGAAUUCUAUAGUGAGGAACUUUGAACUGCGCAGGCACCUGAUCGCUGUGUGAUGUGUGAUGUGUGAUGGGAUGUGUGAUGUGUGAUGUGUGCGUGCUUCAGCAGUAGCAGUACUCUACAUAGCAGUAGU
Tricharina praecox is the source of this 690-nucleotide messenger RNA. RefSeq lists its product as uncharacterized. NCBI's taxonomy places the organism in Eukaryota, Fungi, Ascomycota, Pezizomycetes, Pezizales, Pyronemataceae. The transcript has a single exon. The record is from RefSeq and is a predicted model, not a curated record. Bases 95 to 550 code for a protein of 151 amino acids.